Molecule: messenger RNA, 1728 nt
Organism: Talaromyces rugulosus
Lineage: Eukaryota; Fungi; Ascomycota; Eurotiomycetes; Eurotiales; Trichocomaceae
Exons: 4
Coding region: 1-1728 (575 amino acids)
Biological process (GO): mRNA processing
Cellular component (GO): nucleus
Molecular function (GO): RNA binding
Source: RefSeq, a predicted model, not a curated record
AUGUCAGGUCUUGACGUUGAAGCUCUGCUUGAGUCCACUGCCGCCUCUGUCAACGAAGUGUCCGAUAGAGACCGCGAUGACCGCUCGAAAACCGAGACAGGCGAUCGCCGCGAUCGUUCGCGCGACCGAGACCGCAAACGCAGAGGAGAUCGCAGCCGCGAUCGUCGACGGGACGACAAGGAUGAAGAAAUGAAAAGUCCGCGGAGCGAGCAUGGCAGUGCUAACGGAAGCCAUAGAAGCAGCAGAAGGAGAAGCCGCAGUCGCGACAGUGACCGACGCCGUCGUCGCGGCGAUGACUAUCGCUCCGGUGGUGGCGCUGGUGCUGGUGGUGACUACUACCGCGGCGGUGGACGGGCUCGCUCGAGAUCACGCUCCCCUUAUGAUGACAGCAGAUACUAUCGCCCCAAUGGCGGCGGCCGUGCCCGACGGGAUGACCGUGACGAUGAUCGCCCUCCUCGACGAGAACGGGAGGGGAGAAGGCGCAGCCGUAGUGCCAAACGCGCCAGCGCGGCUCCUGAUGAAGAGUUGAACGAGGAUGAACGGGACAAGCGUACUGUUUUUGUUCAGCAACUCGCCGCUCGUUUGAGAACAAAAGAACUCAUCGCGUUCUUUGAAAAGGUGGGGCCAGUUAAGGAAGCUCAGAUCGUCAAGGAUCGCGUCAGUGGCAGAUCAAAGGGCGUGGGCUAUGUCGAAUUCAAGGACGAAUCAUCUGUUCCACUUGCGAUUCAGCUCACCGGCCAGAAGCUUUUAGGAAUCCCCAUCAUUGCUCAAUUGACCGAAGCCGAGAAAAACCGACAAGCCCGUAAUCCGGAAUCAAGCGGCCAGCACUCGACCUCUGCGCCGUUUCAUAGGUUGUAUGUUGGUAACAUUCAUUUCAGUAUUACUGAAAAUGAUCUCCAGAAUGUGUUUGAACCAUUUGGCGAACUCGAAUUUGUUCAACUCCAAAAAGACGAAACUGCUCGCAGCCGAGGCUAUGGAUUUGUACAGUUUCGCGAUCCCAACCAGGCAAGAGACGCACUUGAAAAGAUGAACGGUUUCGACCUUGCUGGUAGACCUAUCCGAGUUGGCCUUGGCAAUGAUAAGUUUACCCCUGAAUCAACGGCGAAUCUUCUACAACGUUUCCAAGGCCAAGGCAACCCACAAUUCCAAGGCUCUUCUUUCUCAGGGCAAGGCGGCCGUGGCGUCCAGGCUGGCGGCGCUAGCAAUUUCGACCGUGCCGGUGGCCGAGAUAACGAGAAAGGAACAGGUGGAGCAAGUGCUCUGGAUGAUACAGACGUUGCCGGUGUGAACUUCAACAACUAUAGCAGAGAUGCAUUGAUGAGGAAACUUGCGAGAACAGAUGAACCUGAGCCUUCUGCAGACGAGAAGAUCCAGAUGCUUCGACCCAAAGCCGAGCCAAAGCCGCUGCCGGUCAACGUGAACAUGGCAAGCCGCUGCGUUUUGCUUCGGAAUAUGUUUGAUCCUAACGAGGAAGAGGGCGAGGUGUGGAUAAAAGAAUUGGAAGACGACGUCCGCGCCGAGUGCGAGGAAAAAUACGGACAUGUUGUUCACAUUGCUCUAGACCCGAAUUCGCAAGGAGAUAUCUAUCUCAAGUUCGACCGCGUCCAAGGCGGCGAGAACGCCAUCAAAGGCCUGAACGGACGAUUCUUUGGCGGCAAGCAAAUCAGCGCCCAGCCCGUCGUCGACGCCGUCUACAGCAGUCUCUUUUCCCGCACCAAAGCGAUUUAA